GCGACCUUGCCGCUAGUUUAUAUUUAAUUCCCACCGAACAUUUCACCUUCCGAUCCUAUAUAUAUUAGGGCAUUUUCAAAUUUGAUCUCACAUUUUAUUCUGCUAGCUAGCUGAAGAUCACUCGUAAAUUUAUCUUCAUGGCGUCGAGAUUAUUAUCAAUAACAUGCAUUCGGCAAAAGAGUCAUGGAGAUUUAUCUCCCACACCACAUUAUCCUUCCAUGACAAAGUACCCUAGAGGUGUUUCAUCUGAGCAAGAGAAGCUGAUUCGAGGAUCCGAGUCCAAGGCCUUGUUUUCUGUCAUUGGCAUGACAUGUUCUGCCUGUGCAGCGUCUGUCGAGAAGGCGGUGAAGCGGCUUCCCGGGAUCAAGGAUGCUGCUGUUGAUGUGCUGAAUAAUCGGGCUCAGGUCAUGUUUUAUCCCUCCUUGGUUGAUGAGGAGACAAUCCGUGAGGCCAUAGAAGAUAUUGGAUUCGAAGCCAGUUUGAUAAAAGAAGAGAACAGUGAUAAAUCCACACAAGUAUGCCGAAUCCUUAUCAAGGGAAUGACAUGCAGCACUUGCUCCACAACUGUAGAAUCUGCUUUGCAGGCUAUACCUGGCGUACACAAAGCCCAAGUCGCAUUAGCAACUGAAGAAGCUCAAAUUCAAUAUGAUCCGAAGAUUGUGACACAGGGUCAAAUUUUGGAUGUAAUAGAAGACACUGGGUUUGAGGCCAUCCUAAUCAGUUCAGGGGAAGAUCUUAGUAGAGUUGAACUAAAAAUUGAUGGAAUGCGAUCUGUUAAUUCUAUUAAAAUUGUUGAAAACUCUCUUGAAGCACUGCCAGGAGUCGAAGAUAUAGAUAUUGAUCCUGAGCUCCAAAAGUUUUCUCUUUCUUACAAAUCAAAUAUGACUGGACCAAGAAAUUUCAUCCAAGUCAUUGAGAAUACAGGAUCAGGUCGGUAUAAGGCAAAAAUAUACCCGGAAGGAGAAGGAGGAGGAAGGGAUGCGCAUAAGCGACAGGAAAUCAGACAAUAUUUUAAAUAUUUCCUGUGGAGUUUGAUUUUUACAAUUCCGAUAUUCUUAACAUCCAUGGUUUUUAUGUAUGUGCCUGGAAUUAAGCAUGGAUUAAAAAGAAAAGUUGUCAAUAUGUUGGAGAUCGGGGCACUAAUGAGGUGGAUACUGGCUACUCCAGUGCAGUUCAUUAUUGGCAAGCGAUUCUACACUGGUGCCUAUAAGUCAUUGAAGCAUGGUUCUGCAAACAUGGACGUUUUGAUUGCAUUGGGAACAAAUGCGGCCUACUUCUAUUCUGUAUACUUGGUCUUGAGAGCUGCUACGUCUCCACAUUUUGAGGCAACAGAUUUCUUUGAGACGAGCUCUAUGCUUAUUUCAUUUAUUCUCCUUGGGAAAUAUUUAGAAAUAUUGGCCAAGGGAAAGACUUCUGAGGCCAUUGCCAAACUUAUGAACUUGGCUCCUGAUACUGCAACACUAUUGACCUUCGACAGGGAAGGUAAUGUAGUACUUGAGGAAGAAAUAGACAGCCGACUGAUCCAAAGAAAUGAUGUGAUAAAGAUCCUCCCUGGUGCAAAAGUAGCCUCAGAUGGUACUGUCAUUUGGGGACAAAGCCACGUAAAUGAGAGCAUGAUUACAGGAGAAGCUCGUCCAGUGGCCAAGAGGCAGGGUGAUACCGUGAUAGGAGGCACUGUGAAUGAGAACGGGGUGCUACAUAUUAAGGCAACACACGUAGGCUCAGAGAGUGCUCUUGCACAAAUUGUUCGACUUGUUGAGUCAGCACAGAUGGCUAAAGCUCCAGUACAGAAAUUUGCUGAUCGCAUCUCCAAAUUUUUUGUGCCAAUGGUUAUCGCUCUCUCUGUCAUCACUUGGCUCGCUUGGUUUUUAGCUGGAAAAUAUAACAGCUACCCGAAAUCAUGGAUCCCCUCCUCUAUGGAUAGCUUCCAGCUUGCGCUCCAGUUUGGCAUUUCUGUCAUGGUCAUAGCCUGUCCUUGUGCUCUUGGCUUGGCAACUCCAACAGCUGUGAUGGUUGGUACAGGAGUUGGUGCUACUCAAGGUGUGCUGAUCAAAGGUGGCCAGGCCCUAGAGAGUGCUCAUAAGGUGAACUGCAUUGUCUUUGACAAGACCGGGACUCUCACAAUGGGCAAGCCACUGGUAGUUAACACAAAACUUUUAAAAAACAUGGUACUUGCAGAAUUCUAUGAGUUGAUUGCUGCAGCUGAGGUAAACAGUGAGCACCCCUUGGGGAAGGCGAUCGUAGAAUAUGCUAAGAAAUUUAGAGAAGAUGAAGAAAACCCUGCUUGGCCAGAAGCCCGAGACUUUGAAUCCAUUACAGGACAUGGCGUGAAGGCUACUGUUCGUAAUAAAGAGAUAAUUGUAGGGAACAAGAGCCUGAUGUUGGAUCUCAACAUUAAUAUUCCACUCGAUGCAGAGGAAAUGCUUGCAGAAGCUGAAGAAAUGGCUCAAACCGGGAUUCUUGUAUCCAUAGAUGGGGAGUUGGCUGGAGUUCUUGCCAUAUCUGAUCCUUUAAAGCCGAGUGCUCGUGAAGUCAUUACUAUACUCAAAUCUAUGAAUGUCAAGAGUAUUAUGGUGACAGGUGAUAACUGGGGAACUGCUAGGUCCAUUGCUAAGGAAGUUGGCAUCGACACAGUUAUUGCAGAAGCCAAACCUGAGUUUAAAGCUGAAAAAGUGAAGGAACUACAGGCAUCGGGACACACUGUGGCGAUGGUGGGAGAUGGAAUCAACGACUCACCAGCCCUCGUGGCUGCUGAUGUUGGAAUGGCAAUAGGCGCUGGUACAGACAUUGCCAUCGAGGCAGCUGACAUUGUUCUAAUGAAAAGCAACCUGGAAGAUGUCAUUACUGCUAUUGAUCUUUCAAGAAAAACCUUCACUCGAAUCCGUCUCAACUACAUCUGGGCCUUAGGUUAUAAUCUCUUAGGCAUCCCUAUCGCGGCUGGAGUCCUCUUCCCUUCAACAGGCUUCCGCUUGCCACCCUGGAUCGCGGGAGCUGCAAUGGCAGCAUCAUCAGUCAGUGUGGUCUGCUGUUCUCUUCUGUUGAGGUACUACAAGAGGCCAAAGGUGUUGGAUACUCUUGAGAUUGGUGGCAUUACUGUUGAGUAAUGUAAGUUGAUGACUUGAUGUUAUGCUUUCAUGUGUAAAAAGAUCUGCUGUUUUACUUCAGUUAAGCUUUAAGAUUGUGAUUUCUAUGCCUUUAUCUGUAAUAAAGCAAUAAGUUAGACUUGUAAACACAUUUAGCUUGCUUAGUUCCUGUAUAAUUGUAGCUUGAAUAAAAUUGCUUCCUUCAGCUUUAUCAAAA
This is a messenger RNA of Daucus carota subsp. sativus, 3300 nucleotides long. RefSeq names its product probable copper-transporting ATPase HMA5. Bases 138 to 3104 code for a protein of 988 amino acids. The transcript has 6 exons. Gene Ontology annotation, cellular component: membrane. Lineage: Eukaryota; Viridiplantae; Streptophyta; Magnoliopsida; Apiales; Apiaceae. Gene Ontology annotation, biological process: monoatomic cation transport. The record is from RefSeq and is a predicted model, not a curated record. Gene Ontology annotation, molecular function: ATP binding; ATP hydrolysis activity; ATPase-coupled monoatomic cation transmembrane transporter activity.